AUGGAUCCUACUCAACAGAAUCUGGAUGCUGUGUCUGAAGAUGGUGUCACUGACUCACCUAAAAGAGGUCCAACGUUAUCAACCAGCACUAGUAGCUUUGAACCGCUUGAUCCUCAUGAUCCAAACCUCAGCAAGUUGGCAACAACCAUGUUUCAAAAGACUGCAGAUUAUUUGUUAGGAGAGCUAACUCUUACACAGGCUGAUUAUAAACUGUUAGAAGCCAUGAAUAUAGCAACUGUAUCAAAAUGUAAUGAUAUGACACUAAUGACCCAGCAAAUUAAGAAAAAUAUGGUGGAUCUGCAGGAAAAAUAUGAAUCUCUUCGUCCUGUCCUGGAACAAAUUAAUGAAAUUGAAGCUAGUGUUAUGAAACUAGAGAAGGCUGCAUAUAAACUUGAUGCAUAUUCCAAGCGCCUGGAGAACAAAGUUAAGACUCUUGAAAGGAAAUGA
Nezara viridula (southern green stink bug) is the source of this 447-nucleotide messenger RNA. The record is from the annotation of a GenBank genome assembly. NCBI's taxonomy places the organism in Eukaryota, Metazoa, Arthropoda, Insecta, Hemiptera, Pentatomidae.